AGACUAAAUGUAUAUAAGGAAACAACAUUAACCAGUAGACAGAAAUUCAGAGGUGAUGAUGCUAGUGUUUUUUGUUUUAUUCGCCUUUGUGGCGGAGGGCUUAUGUCAAGAAGAAAUAAUUGAGAGGCCAACUAGACCAAUUAUUAUUUGCCGCGAAAAUGAAGUAUAUAUGAGAUGCCGAACAAUUUGUCAGCCGCAAUUCUGCAACAUAUCCUUCACAACCAUUACGUGUCCCACGGUCCAAAAAUGCGAACCAGGAUGUGAUUGUAUCGAGAACUACCUCCGGGAUGAUUAUGGAAUCUGUAUCCCGGUAGAAAAAUGUUCUCCUAAAAUUCAAUGUGGAGAAAACCAAAUGCCAUCGGACUGUGCCGACAAUUAUUCUGACGUUCCAACAAUCCAAGUAUGCCAGCCAGGAUGCCGGUGUAACGAGGGAUAUUCGAGAAACUCUUACGAUCAGUGUGUUCCAACUCCGCCGUAUCUUGAGUGUGGUGAAAACGAGGAACCCUCCACUUGCAGGCAAACCUGUCCUCCACAAACUUGCUCUUAUGACCCCAAUAUAUACGCUUGUAAACCUGGUCCAUGUCAACUUGGGUGCAAUUGUAAGAAGGGUUACUUGAGAGACGAAAAAGGAAACUGUAUACCCCAGGAAAAGUGCCCAUCAAAUCUCCCUAAUUGCCCAGAAAAUGAAGAACCAACGGAUUGCGUUAAAAACAUUCGCCCGAAUGUCAGGUGCAUCCCAUGUCAAUGUAUCAAGAACUUUGUGAGAGACCGUAACGGCCUAUGUGUUUCAAAUCUCCCUAAAUGCCCAAAAAAUGAAGAACCAACGGAUUGCGCUAAAAACAUUCGCCCAUAUAUCAAGUGCCGCCCAUGUCAAUGUAUCAAGAACUUAGUGAGAGACAGAAACGGCCUAUGUGUUCCAAUACAAUGCACCGGGAAAUAUGAAGCUGUGAAUCCAUGCCCCUCAGCGUGCUUUGGUGACGCCUGCGGUGAAUUAGACGAGGAAACAACCCCGUGCAAUACACUUCUCCCAGUUGAAUGCCGUCCGCGCUGUAUGUGCCUAAGAGGCUACCAAAGAGAUGCAUUUGGCAACUGCAUACCUAAAGCAGAAUGCCGUAAGUUCGAUUGCAUUUUUUACCCGACUACGGGAAAGUAUAAUGCAGCACUUGUGAAAAAAUACUUACCAUUCAACAGAGGUGCAGAGGUGACGAUGCUAGUGUUUUUUGUUUUAUUAGCCUUUGUGGCGGAUGGCUUAUGUCAAGAUGCGUUAACCAUUGCGCAGCCAGCCAGACCUUGUCCCUGCCCUGAAAAUGAAGAAUAUGUGAAAUGCCGAACAUGCCCACCGCUAUUCUGCAACAUAUCCAGUGUUGACUACAAGUGUACCGAGGUCCAAAGCUGCGAGUCCGGAUGUGACUGUAUCAAGGAUUACCUCCGGGAUUAUAAUGGAGUCUGUGUCCUGAAUGAUAAAUGCCCAUCUCCUCCGCCGCUUCUUGAGUGUGGUGAUAACGAGGCACCCUCCACUUGCAGGCAAACCUGUCCUCCACAAACUUGCGAUUAUGACCCCAAUAUAUACGCUCAUUGUGAACCUGGUCCAUGUCAACCUGGCUGCAACUGUAAGAAGGGCUACUUGAGAGACAGAGAAGGAAACUGUAUACCCCAGGAAAAGUGUCCAAGAAGUCUCCCUCAGUGCGGACAAAAUGAAGAACCAACGGAUUGCGUUAAAAACAUUCGCCCGAAUGUCAGGUGCAUACCAUGUCAAUGUAUCAAGAACUUUGUGAGAGACAGUAACGGCCUAUGUGUUUCAACUCUCCCUCAAUGCGGACAAAAUGAAGAACCAACGGAUUGCGCUAAAAACAUUCGCCCGGGUGACUCUACUCUGACGAUCAAGUGCCGCCCAUGUCAAUGUAUCGAGAACUUUGUGAGGGAUAGUAACGGCCUAUGUGUUUCAAAGGAAGAUCUUUGCAAAAAUGAGCAAAACACAACUUAUACACUAUGCCCAUAUCAGUGUACCUCGACCUGCAAGAACCCGAACGGUAUAUGCAGUCAAGAAUGCCGAGUAAGUUACGGUUGUGCAUGCAGACCUGGUUACCUUCUGUCUGAAGAGGGAAAAUGUAUUUUGCCUGAGGACUGUCCAGGUGGCAAUCCCUGCAAGGAAAAUCAAACAUUUGUCUAUUGCAAUGCCGGUUGUCCUUCUGCUAACUGUCCCGAAACUGAUAGCAAAGCCUUGUUCGCAUGUGAUCAACCGAAUCCAUGCCCUUCUGGAUGCGCAUGCAAGAGGAAUUACAGACGGCGUAGCGAGCAAGAUGAUACGUGCAUCCUUGCUUCGGAAUGUCCUCCUGUAAACUGCACAAGACCAAACGAAAUCUGGAACCCAUGUCCCCAGCCAUGCUUUUCGGAAGGUUGCGGUGAUAAGCAGUCUACGAUAUGCUGGACGUUGAUUGCUCCUGAAUGUCAGCCCCAAUGUGUUUGUGCAAAAGACCAUCGCCGCAAUGCCGCCGGCAUCUGUAUACCUAUUUCUCAGUGCCCACCUCAAUGUGGCAUAAACGAAGAACCGAUAAAUUGUGGUGACACAUUAUAUCCCCAACCCCUUGCCACGGACGUCGUCAGUGCUAAUAGAAUCAGAUGCCUGCCGGGAUGCAAAUGUAUCGCCGGAUACGUGAGAAAUAGAAGCGGUGUUUGUGUUAAAAGUCCUAUAUCACCAGUAUGUGGAAAAUUCGAAGAGCCAAACAUUUGCAUUGCUAUAUUUCCAAGCACUUGUCCGCGGUGUCGAUGUAUCAAGAACUAUGUGAGAAACAGCAAAGGCGAAUGUGUCCCAAAUACUACAUUACCUCAGUGUGGAAAAAACGAAGUACCAAAUGAUUGCAGUAUAGUCUAUGCAAGUUCAGUUCAGCCAUUGGAGCCAAGCACUGAUGUAGCGGCUGUGGAAGCCGUUGAGACACAGAGGAUCAGGUGCAGACCAUGCAAAUGUAUGGAUGGCUAUGUAAGAAACGCUAACGAUGUAUGUGUUCGAAGUGAGCCCAUAUCCCCAGUAUGUGGAAAAUUCGAAGAGCCAAACAUUUGCAUUGCCAUAUUUCCAAGCACUUGUCCGCGGUGUCGAUGUAUCAAGAACUAUGUGAGAAACAGCAAAGGCGAAUGUGUCCCAAGUCCUAAAUGUGGGCAAAAUGAAACCUACGUCCCAUGUAUAGUCCCAUGUCCAUCAAACUAUUGUCCAAGGGAUGACAGACUUAUCUUAGUACAAUGCUUAGUACCUUCCCCUUGUCCUGGCGGUUGCGCUUGUAAGACCAACUAUACACGCAUUAGCUAUGAAGAUCCAAGAUGCAUCUUAGCCUCAGACUGUCCCCCUAUCAAAUGCACAGAAGAAAACACAGAAUAUAAUUCAUGCCCCUCAGCGUGCUUUUCCGAAGGCUGCGGUUCUUUGCAAUUGGAGCCCGAAAUUUGCAACACACUAGUUCCGAACGUGUGCCGACCGCGAUGCGUGUGUCAAAGAGACUACCGCAGAGAUAGUUCUGGAAAGUGCAUACGUAAAGAAGAAUGCCCACCUCAAUGUGGCAUAAACGAAGAACCAAAUAAUUAUUGUGCUCCAAUAUUUUACCCACAACCAAUUGAAGGACAAACUGGUGUUAUUGACCAAGCAGCUGUAAUAUCUGUUGAGACCGAAAGGAUUAGAUGCCAGCCAUGCAUAUGUAUUAAAGGUUAUAUAAGAGACAUUAACGGUGUAUGUGUUCCAAAAACUGUAUGUGGGGAAAAUGAGGUAUCAACAGAUUGUAAGCAAGAAUGUCCUCCCCAAAGCUGCAGUUGGGACAGCACCCGGAUGGAUUGCAGACCCGUAGAGUGCAAGCCUGGAUGCAAUUGUAUUGAAGGUUACUUGAGAGAUGUUAAUGGAAAGUGUAUACCCUGGGAAAAGUGCCCAGAAUGCAAUGGCGAUCCAAAUGCAGUUUACUCGCAAUGUCCUAAUCAAUGCAUAUCAAGCUGCAAGCAACCGAAUGCCAUCUGCUCUCAAGAAUGUGGUGAACCCUUUGGUUGUAAAUGCAGAUUGGGAUAUAUUCAGUCUGAUGAGGGAAGAUGUAUUUUACCAGCCGAAUGUCCAGGUGGCAAUCCCUGCGGGCGCAACGAAACCUACGCCGCGUGUCUUAUCGGAUGCCCAACAAACAAUUGCCCGAGGGAUGACAGUCUUGCCAUUCCACAGUGCUUACCACAAUUCCCUUGUCCUGGUGGCUGCGCUUGUCAGAGCAAUUAUAGACGCAUUAGCUCUGAAGAUAGAAGAUGCAUCUUAGCCUCAGAUUGUCCCCCUAUCAAAUGCACAGAAGAAAACACAGAAUAUAAUUCAUGUCCCUCAGCGUGCUUUUCCGAAGCCUGCGGUUCUUUGCAAUUAGAGCCCAAAAUUUGCAACACACUAGUUCCGAACGUGUGCCGACCGCGAUGCGUGUGUCAAAGAGACUACCGCAGAGAUAGUUCUGGAAAGUGCAUACGUAAAGAAAAAUGCCCACUUCAAUGUGGUGAAAACGAAGAACCGACGAAUUGUGGUGACAUCUUUCUACAGGCUACCACGGACGUCGUCAGUGAAAAUAGAAUCAGAUGCAUCCCAGGGUGCAAAUGUAUCGCCGGAUACGAAAGAGACAGCAGCGGUGCAUGUGUUCAAAGUGAAUACAAAAGAGACAGUAGAUGUGUUCAAACUACAGUCGAAUGCACGGGGGCAAACGAAUAUAUGAAUCCGUGUCCUUCAGCAUGCUUUGGUGACGCCUGCGGUGAACUGGACGAGGAGACAGCCGCGUGUAACACACUUGUUGAACACGUAUGCCGUGCGCGCUGCAUGUGCAUAAAAGGCUUCCAAAGAGAUAGAUCUGGCAAAUGCAUACCUAAAGCAGAAUGCCCUGUUACAUCUUAAUCAAGAGAUGUCAUGAAGUGAUGAAGAAUCGCAGUGUUUGGAUCUUAAAAAUACCAUUAGGUUUAUCUAUACUAAUAUUAUAAAUGCGAAAGUGUGUUUGUUUGUUUGGUUGUCCUCACUUCACGUCCUAACUAAGCAACCAAUCGACUUGAUUUUUGGCAUAGAGGUAGUUGAAAGGACGGAAUUUU
Maniola jurtina (meadow brown) is the source of this 5070-nucleotide messenger RNA. RefSeq names its product zonadhesin-like. Lineage: Eukaryota; Metazoa; Arthropoda; Insecta; Lepidoptera; Nymphalidae. The transcript has 28 exons. The record is from RefSeq and is a predicted model, not a curated record. The coding region runs from base 56 to 4882 and encodes 1608 amino acids.